CACACUGCUGAUUUACUAUAUAUACUGUUUGUAUUUUGUAUUUAGCGACAUUUAUUUAUUUUCCAAGUUGUGUUCAAACAAGGGAACAAAUAUAAAAUAUAUUUGCUCCGUAAUUCCAUAAAACAGUAUAUUUAUACAUAUGUACCUUUGAAAAAGUUUUUGAAACAAUCUCACAACAAUGUCUGAGAGUAGUGCAGCUUCGUCGGAUUCAUCCUCAUGCAGGAGAAGUCCUAGAGAACGUAAAGAUUGUUUAAAACGUGCCUUGGAGCAGACAUUAGUAUUACAGACUUCGAUCAAUAAAUCUACCAUAAAUAAACUUAAUGAAGCUAUAACUGAAGCUGAUAUCAUUGCUACUCAGACAGAUAUACAAGAGAAAGUUUUCAAUCAGCAGGAAGUAGUUAUGGAUUCACUAAUUAUGAUAUCAUCUUCUAAAGUCCUGAAAACUUGCACUGUCUCAUUGACGAAGAAAAUGAAUGACUAUGACUAUACUGACUUUGCACAAAAGCUGGUGAAACAUAUACAAGGAAUGUCAGACAAUCCAGAAUUACCACCGGAUUGGUCGUUUUUGGAGCCAAAAGUAACAACAAUGUUCAAAAGAGUUCCUAAUUGCUCUACAAUUUUAGGUACAUUGGAGCCUUUAGAAAAGAAAGUCAUAGUUAGAAAGAAACCUGAGCAGAGAGUAGCACAGCAAGCUGCAAUGAUAGUGCCUGAGAAACUGGUGCGAGAUGUAAAUACUAACGAUGAGGACAGUGUAGAACGAACCGUGAGAAAGAUUAGAAAAUUAAUCAUAUCCUAUUAUAAGGAAAAACAUGAACCGCUCGAUUUCUUCAAAUUAAUUCUGCCUCCGGACGAUUUUGGAAGGACUGUGAGAAAUAUGCUAUACAUAUCAUUUCUUGUGAAAGACGGAGUAGUGACAGUGAGAAAGGAUGAGAAUGGAAACCUUGUCGUGCAACCAUGUCGCAAGCCAAAAAAUUUGCCGAGAACAGAUACUAGAACAGGUGUUCAGAAUAUUAUUUCCAUAAAUAUGAAAUAUUGGACGAUAUUAAAAGAGACAUACAAAGAAGAAGAACCAAUGAUUGAUUUUGAUGAAAAUAAGUAAUACUAUUGAUAUAGAUUAAUAUAUAUAUUUUCUUUCAUCAAUCUAAAAUUUAUCUCGUUUUUAUAAUCUUCAGAAAAUUGUUUUAAAUGUACUUUUAGUUAUAUAUGUUUAUUAAAAAAAAGAAAAGGAUAAUUCUUCGAUAGUGUUAUAAUUGUAUUACAAUAAUAAUUAAAAUCAGCUGCAAUAAUA
Nylanderia fulva is the source of this 1288-nucleotide messenger RNA. RefSeq names its product SMC5-SMC6 complex kleisin component Non-SMC element 1 (gene Nse4). The record is from RefSeq and is a predicted model, not a curated record. Gene Ontology annotation, cellular component: Smc5-Smc6 complex; nucleus. NCBI's taxonomy places the organism in Eukaryota, Metazoa, Arthropoda, Insecta, Hymenoptera, Formicidae. Gene Ontology annotation, biological process: DNA repair.